Molecule: messenger RNA, 2390 nt
Organism: Acipenser ruthenus (sterlet)
Lineage: Eukaryota; Metazoa; Chordata; Actinopteri; Acipenseriformes; Acipenseridae
Product: protein transport protein Sec24B
Biological process (GO): COPII-coated vesicle cargo loading; endoplasmic reticulum to Golgi vesicle-mediated transport; intracellular protein transport
Cellular component (GO): endoplasmic reticulum exit site; COPII vesicle coat
Molecular function (GO): SNARE binding; zinc ion binding
Source: RefSeq, a predicted model, not a curated record
AUGAUUCUGCUUUUUGUGACAAUCACAAAUUAUAGACCUUACCCCACUAUGAACCAGUUAUCUGCAGCCUUGGGGGGACUGAGCCUGCCUGCCCAGCAGCUGGAAGCACUAAGGCCUGUGAAUCUAAUGCAAGAUCGGAACAUUCUUCCCAGUACAGAAUCCACUCCUGUACCUAAUCUCAGUACAGACCUGAAGAAAGCAAACUGCAGAUCAGACUCUUUCCGAUGCACAUUGACAAAUAUUCCUCAGACACAAGCAUUGUUAAAUAAAGCCAAACUGCCCCUUGGCUUGCUUCUUCAUCCUUUCAGAGAUCUUACGCAAUUACCUGUCAUAACGUCCAACACCAUUGUGAGAUGCCGCUCUUGCAGAACGUACAUUAACCCUUUUGUAUCCUUUCUUGACCAAAGGAGGUGGAAAUGUAAUUUGUGCUACAGAGUCAAUGAUGUUCCUGAAGAAUUCAUGUACAAUCCAUUGACUCGUUCUUAUGGUGAACCACACAAACGUCCAGAAGUGCAGAACUCAACUGUGGAGUUCAUUGCUUCUUCAGAUUAUAUGCUUCGCCCUCCUCAGCCUGCUGUUUACCUGUUUGUGUUAGAUGUUUCUCACAAUGCUGUAGAAGCUGGUUACCUGAAUGUACUAUGUCAGUCUCUGCUUGAAAACUUGGACAAGCUACCUGGGGAUACGAGGACGAGAGUAGGAUUCAUAACAUUUGACAGCACUAUUCACUUUUAUAACUUGCAGGAGGGAUUAUCACAGCCUCAGAUGCUUGUUGUCUCAGAUAUUGACGAUGUCUUUCUACCUACGCCUGAUAGUUUGCUGGUAAAUCUCAAGGAAAGCAAAGAGCUGGUGAAGGAUUUAUUAAAUGCACUUCCCAACAUGUUCACCAACACAAGAGAGACGCAUAGCGCACUGGGACCUGCCCUUCAGGCUGCCUUCAAACUGAUGUCUUCGACAGGGGGCCGGGUUUCUGUGUUUCAGACACAGUUGCCCUCUUUAGGAGCCGGUCUUCUGCACUCCAGAGAAGAUCCCAACCAAAGAUCAAGCACCAAGGUUGUGCAACAUCUGGGUCCAGCCACUGAUUUUUAUAAGAAGCUGGCACUAGACUGUUCUGGACAACAGAUCGCAGUCGACCUUUUCCUCUUGAGUUCCCAGUACUCGGACCUGGCAUCCUUAGCGUGUGUGUCCAAAUAUUCAGCAGGAAGCAUUUUUUACUACCCGUCUUUCCAUCACGUUCACAAUCCUGCCCAGGCAGAAACAUUUCAGAAAGAUCUCCGACACUAUUUCACCAGAAAGAUUGGUUUUGAGGCCGUCAUGAGGAUACGAUGCACCAAAGGUCUUUCUAUCCAUACUUUCCAUGGAAAUUUCUUUGUACGUUCUACUGACCUGCUUUCUCUUGCAAAUGUCAAUCCGGACUCUAGAUUUGCUGUUCAGAUGUCUAUUGACGAAAGUUUGACUGAUACAGCCCUCGUUUGCUUUCAGGCUGCUCUUCUUUACACCUCCAGUAAAGGCAAGCGAAGGAUUCGGGUGCACACCUGUUUGCCAGUGGUGAGCCAGUUGAAUGAUGUGUUUGCAGGAGCUGAUGUUCAGGCAAUUACAUGCCUAUUGGCAAAUAUGGCUGUUGAUCGAGCGAUUUCCUCCAAUCUGACGGACUCCCGAGAUGCCGUGGUAAACGCUGUGGUGGAUUCACUCUCUGCUUACCGCUCAACCACUUCCAGUUUCCAACAGUCUGGUGUGAUAGCUCCGUAUUCCCUCAGGCUCUUUCCCCUUUAUGUCCUGGCUCUGCUCAAACAAAAAGCACUGAGAACAGGUACUAGCACUAGACUGGAUGACCGAGUGUUCGCAAUGUGCGAAUUCAAGUGUCAGCCUCUGCAACAAAUCAUGCGCAUGAUUCAUCCCAAUUUGUACAGAAUAGACAAUCUCACUGACGAGGGAGCCCUCCAUGUUAAUGAUUCCAUAGUACCCCAGCCACCUAUUCUCCAGCUUUCUGCUGAGAGACUUACCAGAGAGGGUGCAUUCCUCAUGGAUUGUGGAUCUGUUCUUUAUCUUUGGGUUGGCAAAAGCUGUGAUGUGACUUUCAUAAGUGAUGUGCUUGGCUAUCCAAACCAUGCUUCAAUACAACAGAAUAUUACACAGAUUCCAGAACUUGAAACCCCGUCUUCUGAAAGAACACAAUCUUUUAUUACCUGGCUCCAAGAGAACAGAUCAUUUAAUCCAGUUCUUUAUAUUGUGAAGGACGAUACCUCUGCCAAGACUAACUUCUUCCAGCUUUUAAUUGAAGACCGAACAGAAGCAGCUUUGUCUUAUUAUGAGUUUCUCCUCCACAUUCAGCAACAGAUCUCCAAAUAGAUGGUAGAUUAACACUGAACCAUGAAGGCAGAAGAGUCCUAAAA